CUCCGCUGUCAGCUGCUGCUCGCCGCUGACCGCCUCCGCUGUCAGCUGCUGCCCGCCGCUGACCGUCGCCGCCAUCAUGGUGUACUGGUUCUACAAGCGCAAGGACCUGAAGAGCACGCCGUCGGCUCAGGAUGCCAUCACGCAGGAGACGGAGAUGCGCUACCGCAAGGAGGGCGCCCGCUUCAUCAUGGACCUGGGCAAUAAGAUCGGCCUGCGCUACGACACGGUGGCCACCGGCGUCGUCUUCAUGCACCGCUUCUACAUGUUCCACUCGUUCAAGGAGUUUGACAGAUACGUGACCGCCUGCUGCUGCCUCUUCCUGGCCGGCAAGGUGGAGGAGACGCCCAAGAAGUGCAAGGACAUUAUCAAGGUGGCCAAGACCCUGCUGCCCGACACCAAGUUCGUGGCGUUCGGUGAUGACCCUAAGGAGGAGGUCAUGACUAUGGAGCGGAUUCUGCUGCAGACAAUCAAGUUUGACCUGCAGGUGGACCAUCCGUACACCUACCUCAUCAAAUACGCCAAAUGUCUGAAAGGGGACAAGGUGAAGCUGCACAAGUGUGUGCAGAUGGCCUGGACGUUCGUCAACGACUCGCUCUGCACCACCCUCUGCCUGCAGUGGGAACCGGAGAUUAUAGCGAUCGCGCUCAUGUACCUGGCCGGCAAGUUGAGCAAGUUCGAAGUGGUGGACUGGGUGGGCCGCCAGCCGCACCACCUGCGCUGGUGGGACAUGUUCGUCGAGGACAUCUCCAUGGAGCUGCUGGAAGACAUCUGCCACCAGGUGCUGGACCUGUACACCCAGGCGAAGGCGGCCGGCGUCGCCACCGAAAGUCCGCCGCCGUCCGCCGUCGCCGGGCUGGCCAAGGUCGAGGCCGUCGACCCAGCCGCCUUCGUGCUCGCGCCGCCGGCGGCCGACGUCACGCCGAAGAAGGAGUACCGCAAGUCGACGCCCACCACGCCGCCGGGCGCGCCACCCAAGACAGAGUACCCGCCGUUCGGGUACGUGACGGUGCGCUGA
Pollicipes pollicipes is the source of this 1015-nucleotide messenger RNA. It is a transcript of the gene CycK, whose product is annotated as cyclin K. The transcript is spliced from 8 exons. Gene Ontology annotation, biological process: regulation of transcription by RNA polymerase II. Lineage: Eukaryota; Metazoa; Arthropoda; Thecostraca; Pollicipedomorpha; Pollicipedidae. The coding region runs from base 77 to 1015 and encodes 312 amino acids. Gene Ontology annotation, molecular function: cyclin-dependent protein serine/threonine kinase regulator activity. The record is from RefSeq and is a predicted model, not a curated record.